AAACAGGUUCGCAACUUGACUUUACCUUCGAGUUUGUCCCGAUCUGUAAUGAUGCGAGACCCGCGUUGCAUUUGCUCUUGGGAAGAUGCUUGCGAUAUAUAGCGCUUUUCAACAUGUUCACUUCAUUCGCAUUCUCACUCCAGCGACACCAGCAUAAAUUUUAUCUUUUUUCAUCCGUUUUGUUGACUCAGCUGCUUGACUGAGCCUACACACUGUACUAAAUGUUUCGCUGCAUUGAUAUCAAUCUACUCCUACACCAACCUAGGAAAAUGCGCAGCAGUAGAGCCGAGUUUUUCAUUCUUGUCGACUUUGACUAGUAGUGGAACUGGAACAUCAACUCUUGCAAGAACGCAACGAUGAGACCGGCGCUGGGUGCUGCACGGAUGAGAGAGAAUCAUCCCACAUGCACGAUGCCUGGCACUACAGCGAAAUCAUGCUUUCCUCUUCCAAAGAUUGAAGAUCUCCCGUACCUCCGCGCCUCGUCCCGCGAAUGGACAGUCACUCCGUUGCGGAAGAUGGGUGGUAUCGAAAAUGGGGUCAUGACAGCGAUGAAUAUCCUGGAGAUCAGCAGACGGGCCGCUCUGAUCAAGUCGACUACUACAACAACUCGAUGUCUUCAAGAUCGUCCACAAUACAGCAGCGAGCCCGUUUCCUUUUCCUUCUUCGUUGUGGAACUUUUUAACCCGCUAAAUGGGGAGCGCGAGCUGCGGUUAGUGGCUUCGCAUUCGGCGCACCAGAGCGAACGCGCACAAGCUCUGAAAAAAGCAGAGUGCCUGGUCGCCGAUAUGAGGCGGGACAUGGUAGAAAACGAGGGUAGGAGGUUUGCGAUUCCAACAGGAGCGGAGGGCGGCUGGAUGGUCGACAAUCAGAAGAAAUGCAAGUCCCAGGCGGCCUUGAACCUCAUGCAGGAGUAUUUUGCGGAAGCUUUAGCCAAUGCGCGUGGCGUAGAACAAGAUGGGAGAAGCGCAGUUGUGCCGAUCCGAGAACAGACGAACGUAGAGCAGGAGGGGACGACAGCAAAAAACGACAUGCCGCAGGGUUGUUAUGGGCACUACGUGCUCGAGGACUUAAGGGGUUUGUGUGUAUGGUAGCAAAAUCCUGGGUGGUGUGGGUUUCACGCUCGCGUCUAAUCCGAAAAACUGCCCAAGAAUUCUUGUCAGAGGGCGGGGAGAAGUAGCAGGAAGGAAGGGGCUUGCAAGUUUUGCAUGGGUCGGUCCCCAUUGGCAUUCCAAGUCACUUUACAUGAGAUGUGAUUGAUGUGAUUCUUUUCAUUACAUGUCGAGUAUUGUUACAGUACUGCAACUACGCUUUUUAUUGUUUACCUUGACGGUUCUUUGUCUUUCCCGAAUUGAUGCAUGCCGUGACUCCAACCGGCCAGGCUUUUGCUACCAUAGUGAAAGAAAAAAGACGUAGAUUCUCGGGCGCAAACAUAUGAUGCCGAAGAAGCGACGCUGUUGAUCUACUGCCGGCGGGAGUGGGUGUUCGAGCUUUAUUUGCGAUCCAUAGGCAAAGCGCACAGACUGCGAAUUCAUGCACGACUUUGACCGAAGAAGCUUUUCUUUGCCAUAACGACAUAUAUUUUUGAACCACCAUAGCCACCAUAUUCACACUUGUCACUUUAUCCGAGCAUCAGUAAAUAAUGACUCACAACUUUUACGUCAAAAGUUAGGGAGGAACUUCUGUCGCGAACCGAGAUCUUCAACACUGACAGACUUCCUUCGUACUCACGAAUAUAAUCGCAUGACACAACCGAGUAGAUCGCUACAGUUUUAGAGAACGGACGAACGACAUCGAAAAAAUCGACUGCCAUCGACUUUCGAAUUCGAACACGGUGAUAGGACAAUAGCAAUAGGAAAAAAGGCACCAGCAGAGAGGUAGAGAGUAUGAAUAUUUGCAAGAACUCGUGUUUCGAUAUCGGCAUUGGGACAAGAAGCCAUUCAUUUGCAAUGAAAAUCGACAAGAAUCGUUGCGCUUUGGCAUUUUUCUAGAUCUACGAGCUCGAACCAACUCCCACCCCGACCCGGUAGUAAAUCUCGCGUGGUUUGUUUCUCUGCAUACAAACAGUCGGCUGAUCGUCUUUCACUCGCUACUAAUCCAACUGGAACACGCUUGGCAGCGACACCUGGAGAAAGUAAUUUCUGCACAAUCAACAGGACGAGGGCACGGCAGCAACAAUACCCUGGAGGUUGUCGGGUUAAGGACCGGACAUCCUGAGACAAGUGCGGGAAGGCAGGAAAACAACAGCACGCUCUUAGGAAGCAAAUCCCAGGGAGGUACAAGCGCCAGCGCAACGCCUGGAUUUUCGACCACGCCAGGGUCGUUUUCGACCACGCCUGGAUUUUCCACUACGCCUGGGUUUACAUCAAGUGUGUCUUCGGCCGCAUCUGUAUCGGGGUGCACUAGCUCCGUUUGCGCAGGAGGGCAACACACGCCGUUUGUUCCGGUAGAUUCGAACAACAACAGGAGACCUUCAAGCAGUGGCGCAACGCCCACACUUGUUCUAAACGCAGUUUCUACUGGCACAAUGAGCAGUUGCGCAACAACUUUGAAAAAGCCGGCGGACGUCGUCGCCGCAGCUCCUUCGCAAAAGUCACUAAAAAGCGCAGGAGGCAGUUCUGGAGGUGCCAAGCAAGGGAAUGACAGUUCAUCUUCCGCAUCGUCCUCCUCCUCCGAUAGUAACUCGUCCAGCGAUGAUUCUUCGUCUGACAAUGAGAACAAGAAAAAACAAAACGCAGCGGCGACGAAGCCAGAGACCAGCCUGGAGAAGGUCACUGCGACUAAUUCUGUGUCCGCUCCCUCCGGUAUUACUAGUAAGGAAGCCGGUCUAGUAGCAGCCGUACCUAGAGCAGAAGAUUGCGUUGAGACCAGUAGCACGAGCACGACGAAGAAGAAAAAAGGAAAGGGAAAAGCCGCUGGAAAGCGCUCCGGUGCCGCCAAAAUAGUUGCGGGCACAGGGGAAGAUGAAAGUGCGAAGGGUACUACUCAACAACCUGGCACGACUACAGCAAGCGACGUAGACAAGAAACAAGUUUCUUCUGUACCGGCAGUUGAAGCCGCUGCUCAAGAACAAGACAAGCCGAAAAGAAAAGGAAGAGGAAAAGCGAAGAAAAACAAAGGUGACGUCGACAAAAAAGAGAGUGCUGAAGUAAAAGCCGGCGCCACGACGACACAGGCUCCUGGGGCAGUCGGAGUAGUUUCUACUUCAUCUUCUUCUAGUACUAGCAACAAGCGGCCAGCAGCACCGAGUCCGGAUCAUGAGCGUAAUGUGGAUAAAAACGACCAGGAGAAUGAUGCGAGGAAGAAGGCCAACACGAACUCCGAUCUAUCCACUGUCGCAGCUGGUGCAACCUCAUCAUUGAAACAGAAUGCAGCCGCAGCACAGGCUCUGCCUUCGGAGCAGGCACAAGCGGAUGCGAAGAAGAUAUUCAACCCCAGCACUACUAGCGCGGCCGUGGGUUCUUCUUCUAAACAAAUAGACAAGAAUCCAGCCAAUCGGUCGGCUUCCGAAAAGUCGAGCAGCUCCUCUAAGUCCGGCUCAUCUUCGUCUUCAUCGAGUAGCAAAAGUAGCUCCUCCGGCUCCGACUCCGACAGCUCGACGUCCUCCCGGGACUCGCACGGCAAACCGAACGUCGACCCGGCACUGCAGGAGGACGACGACGUGUCCGAUGUGGAAUCAGAGAAGGAAGAUGACGCGGGGGAGCAGGAGGCUAAGAAAAAGCUCCUGGAAGGCUUGCGGCAGACCCACCCGGUGUUCACACGCAUACUAGACGACACGCCGGAGAAGCGAGCGUUGUUUGCGCAGCAGGAAAUGAAGCGGCAAUCCGCGGAGUUUAAGAAGGACCUGGAGCAGAAAAAGCUUUUGUACCGACGCUCUCUGGAACACCGGGCGAGGACCAACGUGCAGAAUAUACAAAAGAGCACAGCUUUGAAACACCCAAUAACUUUCGACGACUUGAGCCUUAUCUUGCAGCAGGUACUGAUGUCGUGAAGUUUGCUUUUGUUGUUUGUUGUUGUAGCUGUGUGCUGAAAGAAGUAGAGGUGUUCGUUCCUGCAGCUAGUCCUAGUACCUGUGUCGUCAUAUGCUUAAGUACAAGUAUGCAAAUGCAUGACUCAAAUGUAAAUGAGCAAAAAUACAGCGACUAUAUACUCAAUCAGGUUUUCGACAACGAGGGCAACAAGGUGGCCAAAAGUAUCCGGCAGUUUGAGGAUCCGGCCAAGAAGGUCCAGAGCCUGACGAUCGGGGUGACAAAUGGUCGCUCCAAGGGCGGCGUGCUGUGUAAGGACAACGAGCUCAUCGUGGACAUGGAGAAGGUGAGAAGGGCGGCGAAGAGUAGAAGUGGCGCUGGUGCUGGUAGUUCGAGUUACAACGGUAGUUCGACGCUGAACCGGUUUGGCGCCCCAGCGGCUCCGCAGCAGCUGAAGUUUGUGGGCGGCAAGCUGGUGAUUCCGAAGGAGCCCUCGGGUUUGAAAAGGCAAAAGCGAGGGGAGAAGCAAGCUUUGAAAAAGGCGAACAACGCGCUGCCGAACAGUGGCGAGUUUGUGAAUUUGAACGAAAACGAAGAAGUGUUGGCGAAAGUGCUCGCAUUUUUCAAGUGCGACAAGUUCGUCACGAAUGGCAGCACCUGCUUCCAAAAGAUCUCCUUCAAGAACAAGCCUCGGGAGCGAAAUCUGUGCAAAGCGAUGUGGAUGAUAGAGGAGGAAAAAAAGUACGGAAUCAAACACCCGAGGAACCGCGCGACGGUGGAAGCAGCAACGUCGGGAACGAAAGAGGAGAGUAGUGCAACCGCAUCGACGAGCGCGCAGACAGCCACGCCUGGGUUCGAUAGCAAUGUCGCCUCUUCCUCCCCUCCCGGGGGCGCGGGAAUGAAUGUCGACGCACAGCAACAAGAUGGUGCUCCAACGAACGGCGCGAGCUUAUCUUCGGCAACUGCCUACCUGGGCAAGGACUAUGAGGCCGCGCAGAAGAAUUUGCAGAGGCAGAAGAUGCGGGAGAAGAAGUGCAAUGACGUUUUCGACAAGUAUCGGCCGCUGAGCAACACGAUCACCGAACUCAACAAAUUUGUCUGUCCAACACACAUCCAAGAGGAGCUGGGCCCGCAGAAGCUGGCGGAGGAACGGUUUCUACUCGAUUACAAGACCACGGGGUGCGUCAUCCAGGAUGAGGUCUUGCUUCAGGACGUCUACCAGGCGGAGCGGCCAAACCAGCUAAGUUACACCAGCAUCGUGGUCCACAAAAACGCGAAGACCGAGAUCCACACGGAUAAAGGGAAUGUAGGGCUUAGCGAGAUCUGCUGUUGUGGGGAUUACGAGGGCGGCGGUUUUUUUGAGUACGAUCCGAGUUUGACGUUGGAAGAUUUGAAGAAUCAGCCUGGAGAAAGGACGGAUAAGCUGCCCCCCGUUCACAAGCCCGUGGACGGGCGGAUUGUUCCGCUCGAGGUGAAAAAGGAGGUAGCCCUGGACCAGAACGAACGAAGAAGACUGCUAGGCCCCUGGAAGGACAAGGUGCACAUUUUCAAAGUUCGGAGUAAAACGCAAAAGGUGGGCGGACUGAUAGAGCCGGUGCGGUAUGUGGUGCUAGGCAGGGAGUACGACAUCAAGCACAAAAUGCGGCGGAUCAACGGCAAGUUCCCCCACGCUACGAUGCCGUUCUCCGGAUGCCGGUUCUGCGUCGUGUUCUUCACGCACCAAACCUUCACGCAGUGCUACAUGGGCGAGGGGAAAAAGGGGAGUGAGGAGAUGCUGAAGAGGCAAUUGGCCUGCAUGAAGAACUCCUUCGGCUUCUCCCUGCCGGGGGAGGUUGACUGCUGGCGCGCGAGCGCGCAGGCGUCCUGGGACAAGCAGAAUGCGCUAACAAAGAAAAGAGCUGCGUUCUGGGACAGCACGCUUGAAAGGAAGGAGAAGAAACUCCACAAGACCAUCAGCGACAGAAUGGACCACCUGAAGCGCCUCGGCGAGCGGAAAACGUGGGAAGAAGUAACAGACAUCGUCGCGGAAGAGGAGGAACACAAAAGGAUCAGGCUGCAAGCGUUCGGCAAAGUGCACGGUCACCUCUACCGGAAGCGAAAGAGGGCAGAGGACGUCGCCUUACUGGAUCGGGAUGCCGCGAAGGCCCUGGAAGCCGGUGCGGACCUGAAGGAAAUCAACAAAAAGAAAAAAACCAAGAAGAAUUUUACGAAGUCGAAGGAGUUCCAGCGAAGGGUACAAAAGCUGAUCGAAGAGGAGACGGCGAACUCCACAGUGCUCCGGGACUUGGCGGCGAAGAAGAAAGGUUUACUGGCUGGAGGGGGUGGAGCAGCAUCUACUUCAGGCGGCGGCAUCAACACAUCAAGCAAAGCGGUAGUGCACCACAAGCACGACACGACGAACGAAUUGAGAUCUUCGCAGCCUUCGCAGCAACAGGUAACUGCAUCCGCGGAUGCAGGGCGCGAACGAGGUCGCAGCGUUGCACCAAAGAAGCGCGGUCGACCGUCGAAAGCUGACGCAGAGGGCAGGGGUGAUGGCGAUUAUGCAAAAAGGGUUAAGGGAGAGGGUUCUUCGGGAAAGUAGGUUCAGUCUCUUCAUCAGCUCUUCUAAUUGAAUAUCGUCGAUCGCGAUGAAACUUUUCCACCAAAAGCCGAGGGCCACUUCUUGUUCUUUCGAAGAAAACAGACAAAUUCGUUGGAAAAAUAUGUUUAGAUUUAAAUACUUAUCUAACAAGUUGACCAGUAAGAGCAGGCGUUCCACCCUUUUUACAAUAAGAUUUAUGCCUCACGAAUGCGCGGCACCAAGAAGGCGACGAAUCAAUAGAACUACUAAAGCGACAAAAUAAAACCAGCGACAAUGAGCUUCUUUUGAGCUAAGGGCCUGAUGUCCCUUUUUAAUCUUGAACAUUCGAGAACCUCGCUAGACAAGAUGUGCAUUCCAGAAGAGGUCCCUCAUUUUGAUGCGUCUUGCUUCCGAUUUCGUUUUAUCUUUAUGCUUUUCAAUGGACUAGGGAAACGGAAGACCAAAACGAAAAUACGACUAAAAGUAUAUUGGAAACAGAGCUGCAAGAAACGAGACGCUUCGAAAGCAGGAGCCGGAUGACCAACAUCAUCUUUUCAAGCGCAGGAGGCAGAUGAAAUCUGUAGAAGUUUGGUCCGCGGACCUUAGUCGAAGCUGAUUAAAAGGUGC
Amoebophrya sp. A120 is the source of this 7152-nucleotide messenger RNA. NCBI's taxonomy places the organism in Eukaryota, Dinophyceae, Syndiniales, Amoebophryaceae. The record is from the annotation of a GenBank genome assembly.